Mobula hypostoma (lesser devil ray) is the source of this 1227-nucleotide messenger RNA. It is a transcript of the gene gdf6a, whose product is annotated as growth differentiation factor 6a. The transcript is spliced from 2 exons. The coding region runs from base 1 to 1227 and encodes 408 amino acids. Gene Ontology annotation, biological process: BMP signaling pathway. Lineage: Eukaryota; Metazoa; Chordata; Chondrichthyes; Myliobatiformes; Myliobatidae. The record is from RefSeq and is a predicted model, not a curated record. Gene Ontology annotation, molecular function: growth factor activity; cytokine activity. Gene Ontology annotation, cellular component: extracellular region.
AUGGAGCCGCUCCGAGCCGCUGCCCUUCUCCUGUGCUCGGUCACCUGCUGCUGGUGGGGUUUACAGUGCGUGGAGCCGGCAGCUCUGUCCCCCGCUGCUCCGGGCGCCGCCUCCUCCUCCGGGACAGCGUUCGGCGGCGCGGCGCUCCGAGCGGAUGGUACCGUGCGCUCGUUGCCGGUCCAAGGGAGCGGCCACCGGCGGACCGGCGGAGUGACUCCCCACCACUUCAUGAUGACAAUGUACAGGACUUACUCUGCAGCCGAGAAACUUGGACUAAACGCCAGUAUCUUCCGCGCUACAAAGUCUGCCAACACGAUCUCAAGUUUCGUGGACCAAGCAGAAGACGAGUCCUCACACCCGCAUUUCAAAAAGCAGAACUAUCUAUUCGACGUAGCUACGUUGUCGGACAAGGAGGAACUGGUCGGGGCCGAGCUGAGGAUUCUGAGGAAACCGGCAGAGGAUUCGGGAAAGACGCCGCCAGGCCUGUAUGACAUUGAGCUCUACUCGUGUUUCACCCGGGGAAGCUCGCCCAAGUUACUGGAGUCGAGGAGACUUGACAUGUACCACUCAAACAAACGAGCAUGGGAAGUUUUUGACGUUUGGGAGGUCUUUACGCUCCCGCACCCCGCCCAACUCUGCUUCGAAAUUAAGGUGACAUCAUGUAAAAGCAGGUUUGAGAUUGAUCUGAGGCAGGUAGGACUUGGGCGGUUCGGGCGGCCGCUCCAAGAAAGGGCGGUUCUGGUCGUUUUUACCCGAACUCGGAAAAAAGAGAACCUUUUCAGCGAGAUGAAGCAGGAAAGGAAAUCCUCGGACGGUUCGGACGAGGGGGGCAGACUGCUGUUCAAAGGCCGGAGGAAGAGGAGGACAGCCUUUGCCAAUCGUCACGGGAAGAGACACGGGAAGAGGUCCAAGUCUCGCUGCAGUAGGAAGCCUUUGCACGUGAACUUCAAAGAGCUGGGUUGGGACGACUGGAUCAUCGCACCCCUGGACUACGAAGCGUACCACUGCGAAGGGGUAUGCGACUUCCCUCUCCGAUCUCAUCUGGAACCCACGAACCACGCCAUCAUCCAAACCCUCAUGAACUCGAUGGACCCCAACUCCACUCCGCCGAGCUGCUGCGUGCCCACCAAGCUGAGCCCUAUCAGUAUUCUGUACAUCGACGCGGGUAACAACGUUGUCUAUAAACAGUACGAGGACAUGGUGGUGGAAUCGUGUGGGUGCAGGUAG